Ostertagia ostertagi is the source of this 411-nucleotide messenger RNA. The record is from the annotation of a GenBank genome assembly. Lineage: Eukaryota; Metazoa; Nematoda; Chromadorea; Rhabditida; Trichostrongylidae.
AUGGGGCCUGAAUUGAGGUUCUCGAUUUCGAAUCUUCUCUCCGAGUCGUUUCGUCAGCCAUUGGGCCAAUCAAAUCAGCACUGUCGACAAAAUCACCUACCGUAUUUCGACAGCCAGCACCCUCAAGCGUUUUCUUCCCUUCCGCUCCGUGACGAUACUGAAGAAACCAAAAUCUCCUGUAAUGUGUGUGGGAAGAUUUUCAAUGCUCAGUACAAUCUCAACCGACACAUGCCGGUUCACACUGGUGUCAGGCCAUUUGAGUGCAAGAAAAUAUAUUAUUCUUAUCUGAAAAGGCACCUCUCCAUCGAUUUCCUAACUCACCCACAUCCCCAGAUUUGUGGAAAAUCAUUUCGGCAAGCGUCCACUCUUUGUCGACACAAGAUUAUUCAUACAAAACUCAAGCCGCAUACG